AUGGCGACCAGAAGCGAUCGCACCGUUUCGAGUCGUUUUAUCGCUGGGGAAGACAGUGACCUCAUGCUUAAAAACAGUACAGCGCAAACUACAUAUGGACUCAGGACUCUACACCCCGCUCAAAGCGACCUUUCGGCGGGCCAGCAACAUGAUAUAAAAGCAGUGGAUAUUGUUGCGGUUCACGGUCUGGCAGGACAUCCGGUGAGAACUUGGACUCACGAUUCAUCCGGGAAACUAUGGCUUCGGGAUUUUCUGCCGAAAGAUCUCCCAGGUGCGCGUGUUAUGACUUAUGGAUACGAUUCGAGCCUGGUCAAUAGCAAAAGUGUUAUGGCUAUAAUGGAGAAUGCGGAGGGUCUUUUGAGAGAACUCAGGUUCCGCCGCCUUUCAAUGGAGGAAAAAGAAAGACCAAUAAUAUUUAUUGGGCACAGCAUAGGAGGGCUUCUCAUCAAGAAAGCUCUCACAAUCGCAAAACGGGAAGAAAAUUAUAACUUGAUUCUUCAGUCUACCUGUGGUGUAGUAUUUAUGGGUGUACCUCAUGACGGCGCCGACAUUGCAAAGUUGGCAAAGCGUAUUAGCAAGAUUGCUCAAGUUGUCACUGAUCUCGGUACAACAAAUAUUAAAGAUCUUGUUGAAGAUUCCCGUUCAAUACAAGAUACUGCUCGCGCUUUUGGAUUUCUUGAAGGCUUCUCUGUGGUCACCGUCAACGAGACAGAAAAGACGUCUGUACCACGUAGUAAUCGAAAGAGUGCACUCGUGGUACCGCCAACGUCGACAAAAUUGAAUCUCGGAGACCGCGAAAAAACACUCAGUAUCGCGGGGGACCAUCGAUCAUUGCCCAAGUUUCCGUCAGCCGAUGAUUUACAGUAUCGAAAGCUUGCCUCGAUCUUGCAAGACUUAGUUACACAGGGAGUUGUGCCUCAAGUGCUUUCCGAAAAGGAGGAAAGCUGUUUGCAGUAUUUUUGGACCUCGGAUUAUCUUACCCACAGAAAACAAAUACCAAAUCGAGGGCCAGGAACGUGUAAGUGGUUUUUACAGGAUGAAGAGUUCAGGAAAAAUUGGCUCGAUCGAGAGGAGUCCGUUGCCCUGUGGGUUUCAGGCCCAAUUGGGUGUGGGAAAACAAUUCUAUCUUCUUAUAUUGUUGAUGAAUUGAGUACCGUUGAAUUUCGCUCGAGCAACCCGUCAACGUCAUGCUACUUUUUCUGCGACGCAAAGAAUGAUAAGGAGAACACCGGUGAGGCUGUUCUUCGAGCUAUGCUACACCAAGUCUUCACCGCACAUCCAUUCUUAUUGCAAAAACAUGCCCUUCCUUAUUACCAAUCCAUGGGAUCCCGAAUUUACCUUUCCUUCGGCACCCUAUGCGACAUUUUCGAGAAGGUUUGUUUCGACACAAGUAUGGGGGAUAUAUAUUGUGUGAUUGAUGGCUUUGACGAGUGUGAAAAAUCAUCGAGAAGACAGCUUAUCCGGCUCUUCAAACGGAUCAUUGAAACGAAAAGAACUAGAGAGUCACAUGUCUCUCAACUUCUCAAAAUUCUGAUGGUAGGACGACCCGAGGAAACAAUUUAUAGCAGCUUUCACGGCCUUAAAUAUGGAUAUACAAUACAACUGGAUAAGAAAUCUGAGCAAAUAGAUAAAGACAUCACGGAGGUGGUGCAAGCCGAAGUCGGAAAGCUGAAACACCUCUGGUCGGAGCGCGAUGAUAUGAGGCCGAUGAUUGAGUCUACCCUUAUCGCACGAGCUCAUGGAUCAUUUCUAUGGGCUUCAUUGGUGCUCGAAAUCCUUCGAGAACCCCCCGAGUCUGCCGAGGACGAUCUCGAGAAAGUACUUGCAAGGAUGCCGGGGACAUUGGAGGGUAUUUAUGAGGAUAUUAUUGAGGCAAUACCUAUCAGAAGACAGAAAUCCGCAAGCAAAAUUCUGACGUACCUUGUCUGCGCUGCUCGGCCGCUGCUAUUAUCCGAGAUUGCAGUCGCUCUAGCAAUAGAACCGGAUGAUGGGGCACUGGUGUCUGUAAUUCGUAAAGUUUCCGCAGAUAUUAAGCGACACCUUCGACUCCACUGCGGUCCUUUGCUCAAGAUAGUCGGAGAAACGGUUCAUUUAGUCCACAGAUCAGCUAUGGACUUUUUACAAGUGCCUUUAUCAUUCAAACCCGAAACAUUUAUCUUCUACGUCGAUUCGGUAAAAUCCAAUUACACAAUUGCGACUGCAUGUGUGAGGUACAUUUCGAUGCUUCGCCCUGCAGAUGUCUUUGAGGAAUCAGAUGGAGUAGCACGGAAUAAUCAAUCGCCGCAAAUGAAAUCAGAAGCCGCGUUGACACAAUCAUCCGGCGGUGCUUUCAUUCUCUACGCCGCAACAUACUGGGCCUAUCAUCUCCGCCAAAUCGGAAUUAUCAACGAUAUCAAUCUACUGGAGCUGGUGCGAGUUCUUUGUGAUGAAAAGAUGCCUUUUCGCCUUAAAUGGUUAAAGCUUUGUUCACCAGACUCAACUGCCACAAGCUUACGAAUGGCAGAGAGUUGGAGGACAAAUCCUCAAACGGUUCCAACCAUCAAUAUCUUAGCCAGGUUUGGCCUUGUGUCGGUUGUUCAGGAGCUAUUCAAGGCGGGAACAUUGGACAUCUUGCUGUCAGAUAUUCAUGGAUAUACCGGUUUGCAUUGGGCGGCACAUGAGGGUCAUGAUAGCAUGGUCGAAUUUCUUCUUCAGAACGGGGUAGAUCCAAAGCUCCAAGAUAGAGAUGGAUAUACCGCUUUACACACCGCCGCCUUUUCGGGCCGGGAAUCUAUCGUCAAUCUAAUGUUGUUAGCCAAAGGCCCCGAAAUCGAGAUGCAGAGUCAUGAAGGGUGGACUCCGCUACAUGUUGCGGCAUAUGCCGGAAGUGAGAAUAUAGUGAAGGCCUUGAUCAGAAGCGGAGCUAAUGCAGAGGCCAACGACAAACAUCAAAGAUCCCCUUUGCAUAUUGCAGCCUUCGCCGGCCAUCUUCCCAUAAUCGAUAUGCUUCUAGAAAACGGCUGUUAUAGACAGGCUCGGGACCUGGAGGGGGAAACUGCCCUACAUUAUGCGAGCCGUUUGGGCCGCGAUCCUGUCAUCAAAGGCCUGAUUCAGGACAAGAACGAUAGAAAGAGUAAAGCAAAGCUUGGUCGUACGGCUUUACACGUUGCUGCUCAUGCAGGAAGGGACAGUAGUAUUUCGGUGCUUCUCCAGAAGCGUCUUGAAGUUGAAGCCCGGGAUGAUGAUUUUCGCACGGCUCUCCAUGUGGCCGCUCUGGCCGGCAACGACUCUGUCGUCCAGGCGUUACUUGACAAUAAAUGCGAUAAGAACGCUCGCGACGCUGCGGGGAUGACCCCUCUGCAUCUUGCUGCUGAUGCCGGAAAUGAUAGCACUGUCGAGACGUUACUUCGGGGAGGUGCAGACUGUGAAGUAAGAGACACCCAGGAACGUACUCCAAUGCGCCUCGCAUGUUAUAAAGGACAUGUGUCCAUUAUCCGGAUGCUUUUGGAUCAUGGAUGUCAUGGGGAUAGUUUGGAUGGCCAAGAACGAACUUCGAUGCACAUAGCUGCAGAACUUGGGCACGAUUAUAUCCUUGAAGUCCUUCUUCAAAAAGGUUGCCAGAAGAUAAAUUUCCGCGAUCAAAAGGGACUAACGCCAUUGCAUGUCGCAACGUACGCUGGACAUGAAGCUGCUAUGGAAGUUCUCUUACAUUAUGGCUGUGAUUCUAAUGCCCGGGAUAAUCUCGGCGAAACGCCUCUCCAUUUCGUUGCCCGUUCGGGAAACGAUACUACUGUCAAAUUGCUGGUCGAAGGGGGCUGUGAUAGACACGCUAGAGACAGCAAAGGACGGACGGCGUUGCAUAUAGCGUCGCACGAAGGUCGUGACCACAUAAUCAAAACACUUCUAUCAGAAGAUUAUGAGAAGGAGGUUCAGGAUGAAUUUGGAUGGACGGCACUUCAUCUCGCUGUUCUUGCUGGCCAUCAUACCACUAUUGAGACACUUCUUCAAAAUGGCUGCAACGGUAGCACUCGAAGUAGUGAUGGCGAUACGGCACUUCACAUGGCUGCAAAGGGUGCGGAUGGGUCCGCAAUUAAAGAAUUGCUUGAAAAUGGCGGGGACAUGGAAGAAAAUAUCAAACGGAUCACGAUUCACGUAGCAAGCCAGGUUGUGCAUGAUUUCAGCAUCCGAGUGCUUCUCGAGAAUGGUUGUCAUAGCAACGCCAAGGAUAGAAAUGGGUGGACUGCACUGCAUCACGUAGCCGGGGAAGGACGGGACCAUAGCAUUAGAGCGCUCCUCGAAAACGGCGCGGAUCCAAACAUUCAAACGGAGGAUAGUGGAAGAACUGCGUUGCACUAUGCUGCUAGUGGAGGUCAUCUUUCUAGUGUCAAAUUGCUGUGCGAAAAUGGAGGGGAUCCAAAGGUCAAGGAUAAAAAAGGCUUGAAUGUGCUGGAAUAUGCGACUGUAGAGAAGAAACUAGAUGUUGUGGAAUAUAUCAAGUCAAUAAAAGAGCCUGACGAUUUAGAGAGCAUUGGUGAAUCUCUAGGUAACACAGAGGGGCCUACAGAGUACUCGCAUGAUGAUGCAUCUCGCGUUCCUGAACCAAGCGCAACAAUAGGGCACAUCACUGAAAGUCAGAUUGAUGACUCUGUAUUAACCCCUACCGAUGACUCACAUGAUAAUACUACAAGUCGUACCCCUGCGCUCAGCGCAACAGAGGGUCCUAUUGAGAGCACCGAAUCGUCCUGGCCACCCCCCCCUACGGUGACGGAUAGGGUAACUAGUAGUAUUAAUGAUAGCUCCGAUACAAACACGACCUACCAACGGCAUGAGGACGAGACUGGUGCAACAACGACAACGGAGGGGGGGCUGAUGGGUCUUUCUGACAUGGAUUCAGUGACAGUUCCGGCGGUUAGUCGGCGGAAAGUUGUCUCUAGCGCUGAAUCUAUCAAGAGCCCAGCAUACACAGAUAUGACUGCACAUAGAUCCCCACCAAGUUCCACACACUACGGCUCCGUCGGAGGUAAUCGUGGUUUUAGUAGCCCAUCGCAGCCCCCCAAAUCAAAACCGUCUCGUUGGCCAGCAUGGUGCUUGUGCGGGAAGGAAGGGAAGGGAGAAGAGGAAGAAGCAAUACCUGCUCGCUUGAGCCCAUCUAUGCGAUGA
This is a messenger RNA of Morchella sextelata, 5139 nucleotides long. RefSeq lists its product as uncharacterized. Gene Ontology annotation, molecular function: protein binding. Lineage: Eukaryota; Fungi; Ascomycota; Pezizomycetes; Pezizales; Morchellaceae. The record is from RefSeq and is a predicted model, not a curated record. The transcript has 7 exons. Bases 1 to 5139 code for a protein of 1712 amino acids.